AUGGAGUCCGUCCUCUCUGCACAUGAAAUCGGCGAAGGGCUUCCCGUGUUGAUCAUCCAUGGAUGGGAGAUGAACGGAAAAGUCGAGGAACUAGACUUUGAGCCAAUUUUCAAGAAAUCUUCAGGUCUUCGCCGAAUUUACGUCGAUCUCCCAGGCAUGGGCACAACACCUUCGAAUGGUAUCAACGAUCUGGACGAUAUAUACCGUCGCCUGGUGCAAUUCAUUGAUUCUCGACUUGCGGGCUCAAGAUUUCUACUCAUCGGCUCAUCAUGCGGCGCCUACCUUGCACGCGCGGUAGCUCAAAAGUACAUCGAGCAAGUCGAUGGUUUACUUCUACGCGUACCGCUCAUCGAGCCAAAGAACAGCAUGCGCGAUCUCGAUCCUUUCAAACCUGUGGUUGCAAACGAGCAACUCAUGUCGAACUUCUCAGCCGAAGACAAGAAACUUCUUGGAAACGUUCUCGUGCAAACGCCCGCCUACGUUGAAAAAAUAAAGGAAAAAUAUGAGGCGGUUUACGCCCCAGCCGAGAAAGCAGCAGAUAAUAAGGUGUUGGAUCCGAUUCGAGCAGAUUCAGAUCGAUAUCAGCUAUCAUUUUCGUUGGACGAUAAAAGUGCCAAGAAGUUCCCUGCACCGACACUUAUUGUAUGCGGUCGCCAUGACGAGACUGUGGGUUAUCGUGACAGUCUUCGCUUGCUGGAGCUGUAUCCACGUUCAACCUAUGUUGUUCUCGAUCGUGGGACGCAUAGCCUUCCUAUUGACGAGACUGGUGUUUUUGAAGCUCUUGUUCGUGAUUGGAUAUCUCGGGUUGGUGAAUGGCGAGUUCGAGGGGACAGAUAA
Penicillium daleae is the source of this 837-nucleotide messenger RNA. RefSeq names its product alpha/beta fold hydrolase. The record is from RefSeq and is a predicted model, not a curated record. NCBI's taxonomy places the organism in Eukaryota, Fungi, Ascomycota, Eurotiomycetes, Eurotiales, Aspergillaceae. Bases 1 to 837 code for a protein of 278 amino acids. The transcript has a single exon.